Molecule: messenger RNA, 1564 nt
Organism: Octopus sinensis (East Asian common octopus)
Lineage: Eukaryota; Metazoa; Mollusca; Cephalopoda; Octopoda; Octopodidae
Product: clusterin-associated protein 1
Exons: 12
Coding region: 144-1433 (429 amino acids)
Biological process (GO): cilium assembly
Cellular component (GO): cilium; centrosome; intraciliary transport particle B
Source: RefSeq, a predicted model, not a curated record
CGACUUAUUUCUAUUAUCUCAAUACAUGUGUCAAGGGAAGAUAACUUCCUAGUUACCGAUCAUCUCCCUUGAUUACGUAAACAUGGCGUUGCUACCAUAACUUUAAACUAUUCUAUUUAUUGUAUUACCAAAAUUCCACUAAAAUGUCUUACCGUGACCUUCGAAAUUUCACUGAAAUGAUGAGAGCUUUAGGCUAUCCACGACUUAUAUCCAUGGAAAACUUCCGGAAGCCAAAUUUUGCCCUAGUUGCUGAGAUAUUAUUAUGGCUGGUAAAACGAUUUGAGCCAACUGCCUCCAUCCACUCUGACACUGACACUCAGCAAGAUCGUGUCCUUUUCAUUAGAUCUGUGACAGAGUUUAUGGCCAUAAAAUCUCAUUUGAAGUUAAACAGCAAAAAACUUUACCAAGCUGAUGGCUAUGCUGUGAAAGAAUUGCUGAAAAUAACAUCAGUUUUGUACAAUGUUAUGAAGACUAAUGAAUUUAAUUCAUUGGACGAUACUGAAAGCAAUGAAAGUGGUCCAAUCUCCUUUGAUAUAUCAUCUAAAAUUGUUGAUUUAAAAGAAGCUCGGAAACUGGCAUCAGAGAUAACACUAAAAGGAGCUACACUCUAUGACCUCUUGGCAAAGGAAGCUGAUUUACAGGAAAGUCGAUCCUCUGUUAUUGCACGGCCCCUGGAAAUAAACGAAGUUGAAAAAGGAAUAAAUGCAUCAAUGAAGAUAGUUCAGAGUGAUAUUCAAAAAACUGUUGCUAUGUUGGAGAAUAUUGCUGCCGAUGAAUCAACUUUGGAUAACAAAAUUGAAAAGAGGAAAAUAGAACUUGACAGAAAUCAGAAAAGAUUGCAGACUUUACAAAAUGUUAGGCCUGCUUAUAUGGAUGAAUAUGAAAGACUGGAACAAGAAUUAGAGAAACUAUACGAAGCUUACAUUAUCAAGUUCCGCAAUCUCACAUACCUUGAACAACAACUUGAAGAAUACAGUAAAAUGGAACAAGAUAAAGUGAAAGAAAAUCAAUAUGCUCUGAAAUCGACAGCCGAGGCAUUACGCCAAGUUGAAAGAGACCCCAAGAAUAUUUUUGAUGAAGAUGACGAAGAUGAUGAUUUCAGCCAAACCUCAGAUGUCUUAGACAGUGGUUCUGAAUUAGAUGAUAGUCAGGUUCAACGUCCAAUUCGACCUGUCCACAGCAGAACAAGGCCUGAAGGUGCCAGCUUGACACAUAGUGAGAGAAAAGCUCAUGUGCAAGGUUCAAUGUUCAUUGAUGACUCAGAAGAUGAAUCUGGCAGUGACUCGGAUAUCGAUCUUGAUGAUAACAAUGAGGGUGAUCUUGAUGACGAUGAAGAUAUUGAAAUAGCAGUGAAAGCGAAAACAGCACCAGGCAGUGCUGUGCUACGACACAAAAUGAUUGAAGAAGAUGAUGACAGCGACAACGAUUUCUAAUACAGUUCUUGGUAAUGAUGGAACGAUUUUCUGCCUGAUUAUUGUGUAAAAUAUUUUAGUUCAUUAAAUUUUUUUUUUUUUUUACCAAAAACAUACUGUUCAAAAAUAAAUAAACUAUUUUCAGUUUUCUU